ACACCACACCCACGUAGCAGGAAGCGCAAGCAGCAGCCAUAGCUAACACUUGUCGAGCAAAGCAAGAGCGAGCGCAGUUGUGGUAGUGGACAAUGAGGGCGGCAGUGUUGGCACUCGUGGCCUUCGUGCUCGCCGCCGGCAUGGCGCUGGCGGAGGGCGCCGGCGAGUGCGGGAGGGCCUCCGCCGACAGGGUUGCGCUGCGGCUGGCGCCGUGCGUCUCCGCGGCGGACGACCCGCAGUCGGCGCCGUCGAGCAGCUGCUGCUCGGCCGUGCACACCAUUGGGCAGAGCCCCAGCUGCCUGUGCGCCGUCAUGCUGUCCAGCACGGCCAGGGCAGCCGGGAUCAAGCCGGAGGUCGCCAUCACCAUCCCCAAGCGCUGCAACAUGGCCGACCGCCCCGUAGGCUACAAGUGCGGAGAUUACACGCUUCCUUGAGGCUCUGCCACUGGUCGAUCAAGACGGAUGCCGUGGGAGGUAGGCCAUGUGUCUGAAUAAGCUAGUCCUGCAUGUAUACGUGAGGCUCUCUGCCACUUGUGUGGACUAUGCACUUGGCGGUUGUGCAAAUAUGUACUACUACUAGUUUGUGUUUCGUCUGAUCCAGCUACAGUAAACUGAUAAAUAAGAAUAUAUCAAAGCUCGAUUGAAAAAACUGGGACGUACGUUUGCUCCCAACCCUCUUGACGUGCUAUUGAAAUAAUUGGUCA
Oryza brachyantha (malo sina) is the source of this 703-nucleotide messenger RNA. RefSeq names its product non-specific lipid-transfer protein 4-like. Gene Ontology annotation, molecular function: fatty acid binding. Gene Ontology annotation, biological process: systemic acquired resistance. The coding region runs from base 93 to 434 and encodes 113 amino acids. The transcript is spliced from 2 exons. Lineage: Eukaryota; Viridiplantae; Streptophyta; Magnoliopsida; Poales; Poaceae. The record is from RefSeq and is a predicted model, not a curated record.